AUGGCGGGAAUUAUUGGCGGUAUGAAACCAUUUGAGGAAUCCGGUGACCAAAGGGCAACGUAUAUUGAGCGUUUUCAGAAUUAUAUCCUGGCUAAUGAGAUCAGGGAUGCUAAGAAGUUCUGCCCACCACGUAAUGUGCCCUAUGCUCUGAGAUCCAAAGUAGAGGCUGAACUGACCCGCCUCACUGACCUUGGCGUGAUCUCACCAGUGGAGCAUAGUGACUGGGCCACACCCGUAGUUCCUGUCAACAAGAAGGAUGGCACGGUGAGACUUUGUGGUGAUUUCAAAGUAACCCUCAACCAAGCACUCUGUGUGGACAAGUAUCCUAUUCCACGCAUUGAGGAUCUCUUUGCAUCGCUAGCUGGAGGUCAACGCUUCAGUAAACUGGACUUUUCAAACGCAUACCUACAGAUGGAAGUAGUGGAGGAGUCGAGGAAGCUACUGACUAUUUCCACACAAAAAGGACUUUUCUGCUACAACCGCUUGCCCUUCGGUAUUGCGUCGGCACCAGCGUUGUUCCAGAAGGCUAUGGAUCAAGUGCUCGUUGGAUUGCCAUUCACGCACUGUUAUCUCGAUGACAUUCUGGUUAGUGGGCCAGAUGAAGAGAUCCACCUGAAAGCCCUGGACGACGUUCUCACGAGACUGGAGGAGUAUGGUCUCCAUGUCAAAAAGGAUAAGUGCAUGUUUUUCCAGGAGUCAGUAGAGUAUCUAGGUCAUAUCAUCGAUGCUGCCGGGCUCCACAAGUCGCCAGAGAAGGAACGCGCUGUUGUGGAGGCACCGGCACCCACCAACGUUAGCCAACUACGCUCGCUCCUCGGAAUGAUAAACUACUAUGGACGUUUCAUCCCGGACCUGGCAACCAUCCUGCAACCACUGAACGCACUGCUGCACAAAGGGAAGAAAUGGCAGUGGACUACAGCUUGUGAGGCAGCGUUCCGAAAAGUGAAAGAGCUCAUGGUAUCUCAGAAGGUGCUAACCCACUACAACCCUGAGCUGUCCCUCCGUCUAGCCUGUGACGCUUCACCCUAUGGGGUAGGGGCUGUACUCUCUCACGUCAUGCCUGAUGGUGUAGAGAAACCUAUCGCUUAUGCGUCAAGAACACUCAGCAAAGCAGAGCAGAACUACGCCCAGAUUGAGCGAGAGGCGCUGGGGAUAGUCUUUGGCAUACGUAAGUUUCACCAGUAUCUCUAUGGUAACAAGUUCACUCUUCUCACAGACCAUCGCCCGCUGACCUCCAUUCUCAGUCCAGUGAGGAGUACGCUGUCGAUGGCUGCAGCCCGCAUGCAGCACUGGGCGCUCCUCUUGUCAGCGCAUGAUUACACUAUAGAGUAUCGUAAGGCUUCACAACAUACUAAUGCAGAUGGACUGUCAAGGUUGCCACUUCCGGACACUCACGAUGACAAGAUAGACACCGUAGUGCCACCCAAGCUACGGCCCCGGGUGCUCAACAAGCUACAUACAGCACACCCAGGGGUAGUGAGGAUGAAAAGCUUGGCACAGUCGUAUGUCUGGUGGCCAGGUAUUGACUCUCAGAUCGAGCUCCAGGCCAAUUCCUGCCACUCAUGCCAGCGUAGUCAGAGAGAACCGAGUCUUGCCCCUCUACAUCCAUGGAUGUGGCCUUCCAGUCCUUGGGAAAGGAUUCACGUGGACUUUGCUGGUCCAUUUGAAGGACACAUGUAUCUUGUGGUAGUAGAUGCUCAUUCUAAAUGGCCCGAGGUGCAAAUCAUGGAUAGCACCACAGCAAGCAAGACCAUCACAGUACUGAGGGGCCUUUUCAGUCGCCACGGCCUUCCUCACAUUCUCGUAAGCGACAAUGGACCCCAGUUCUGUUCUGAGGAAUUCGCCACAUUCCUGAAAGCCAGUGGAGUCAAGCACAUUCGCUCAGCGCCAUAUCACCCUGCUACGAACGGCCUGGCCGAGCGCUUUGUACAGACU
Lampris incognitus (smalleye Pacific opah) is the source of this 1935-nucleotide messenger RNA. RefSeq lists its product as uncharacterized. The transcript is spliced from 3 exons. Gene Ontology annotation, biological process: DNA integration. Gene Ontology annotation, molecular function: nucleic acid binding. NCBI's taxonomy places the organism in Eukaryota, Metazoa, Chordata, Actinopteri, Lampriformes, Lampridae. The annotation marks the transcript as partial. The record is from RefSeq and is a predicted model, not a curated record.